Messenger RNA from Micromonas commoda, 807 nucleotides. RefSeq lists its product with no specific name. The transcript has a single exon. The coding region runs from base 1 to 807 and encodes 268 amino acids. The record is from RefSeq and is a predicted model, not a curated record. NCBI's taxonomy places the organism in Eukaryota, Viridiplantae, Chlorophyta, Mamiellophyceae, Mamiellales, Mamiellaceae.
AUGAUCCAAACCGCGCACACCGCGCGGUCUCGUCCCGUCGCCGCGCAUCGUCGAUCGCUCACGGGCUCGCUCGCGCGCAAGGCGCGCGCGGUCCGCGGUUGGCACACCAAAGCCACGGGCGACGACAACCGGGACGUGCCCGGCGGGCUUCUGGCCGGGGGUCUGAAGAACGCGCUGGGGUUCUUCAAGGCUCGGAUGGACGAGAUGAUGGAGGACGAGGAGGAGGCUUCGGUGACGCGCGUGGUGCAGCGCUCGCGCGACGACGACUCCGUCGCGUCGUGGUCGAUCGACCUCAGCGUGUUCCUGAGGGAACCCACGACGCCGCUCUCGGCGAAGGCUGCCGCGCGCGUGGAGCGCGUCUCCCUCGGGAUGGAGUGCGAGUUCGCGGAGAGGGACGCGGGGGUGUACCCGAGCAGGGGCGGCGCGGGAGUGCGGGGCAGCAGGUACUUCGUCGACGACGGUCUGAGCGAUCCGUCGGGUGCCGACGCCACCCCGGGGUUCUUCUGGCUCGCGGACGAGCCCGGGUACUUCAAGUUCACCCUGCGACUGAACGAGCCCGUGGUGGCGUCGGGCCGCACGGUGCUCCCCGCGGGGGACGUCUACUUCAACGCCAAGAUCGACGACGAGCGGCGCGGCGGCGGCGACACAGCUGGCGACGGAGGAGGUGAAAAAAAGUCGGUUCGGAUGACGUCGGGGGUGGCGACGAUCAAGAGGGACGUCAAGGCGUCGUUCCUCGGCGCGGACUACAGCGGGAUAAUGGCGGAGUACAUCGUGGUGGGCACGUUCACGGGCACGAGGCGGAACUGA